AUGAAAAAUCAGCUUAGUAAACCAUACUCUCUGAAUGAACAUAUUGUUGGUAAAGAUAUCACAUCUACGGUGCUGAACAUUCUCAAUAACCACUCUAGCCUUGCCUAUUUUAACAAAACCUACAUCAAACUCAUCCCCAAAAUAAAGAACCCCACUCAACUAAAAGACUUUAGACCUAUAGUCUUGGUUAAUGUUCUCAUGAAAAUUAUUACAAAUGUGUUGGCUAAUAGACUUAAAUCUUUUCUGCCUAAACUCAUUAGCAAUAAUCAGAGUGCCUUUGUCCAUAAGAGACUCAUUUCUGAUAACACCAUGAUAGCUUUUGAAGCCUUUCACAAACUAAACAGACUGAACAAUCCUAAACAUGGAUGGGUGGUAAUAAAAAUUAAUAUAGAAAAGGCCUAUGAAAGACUUGAAUGGAACUUCAUAAGAGAAGCUCUUAUUAAUAUGGAUAUCCCUACCGACUUUAUCUCUUCUAUCACGACUUGUAUCACUACAACCAAUUUUAAUGUUCUUAUAAAUGGGAAUCCUACUGGUAACAUUAAUCCUACUAGGGGGAUCCGUCCAUGGGAUCCCCUAUCUCCAUAUCUUUUUAUUAUAUGUGCUGACAUAUUUUCUACUCUUAUGAAACAUGCUCAGACUAGUAACCUUAUUACUGGAAUUAAAGAUGCAAAAACAGCUCCUAACAUCACACAUCUCCUCUUUGCGGAUGACAGUCUGAUUUUUUGCCAGGACACAACAAAAGAAGCUAGAAAUCUAAGCAAAAUCUUUCAGAAGUAUCAAGACACCUCAGGACAAAAAAUUAAUUAUAACAAAUCUGAAAUACAAUUCAACUCUGGAAAGUUUCCAGAAUAUUCUUAA
Molecule: messenger RNA, 858 nt
Organism: Vicia faba (fava bean)
Lineage: Eukaryota; Viridiplantae; Streptophyta; Magnoliopsida; Fabales; Fabaceae
Source: the annotation of a GenBank genome assembly